AUGGCGCCAAAUUUAUUUGGUAACUCGGCGACACUUUUUUUGGAGGCCUCGCAGCAAGCAGCCAGCCAAGGAAAAUCCCAAAAUGAGCCGGCCACGUCCCGCGCGAGCGUAGAAAAACCGGAACAAAAGUACAGCUGGAAAAUCGUUUGGAGAAACGUUUUUGCGUUCGUUUAUCUCCACAUUGGGGCCCUCUAUGGAAUGUACUUACUCUACACGGGAGCGAAAUUCCUCACAUUCGUAUGGACCAUACUAAUAGCCAUGGCGUCGGCGCUGGGCAUCACGGCGGGAGCACACAGACUGUGGGCCCAUCGUUCCUACAAAGCAAAAUGGCCAUUGAGGAUAAUCCUCAUGAUUUUCCAAACUAUAGCCUUCCAGAAUCACCUUUACGAGUGGGUGAGGGACCAUCGGGUGCACCAUAAGUUCACCGACACGGACGCAGACCCGCAUAACGCCCAAAGGGGCUUUUUCUUUUCGCACAUGGGCUGGCUGCUCAUUCGCAAGCAUCCGGACGUCAUCAAUAAGGGCGCCGUUGUUGACAUGAGCGACUUGGACGCAGAUCCAGUUGUCGUGUGGCAGCGAAGGCUUUACAUUAUUCUGAUGCCAUUGUUCUGCUUUCUUCUUCCUGCCUGGGUGCCUUGCUACUUUUGGAACGAGAACGGCAUGUACUCGUGGUACGCGACGAUUUUCAGGUACACGCUCUCUUUGAAUCUCACGUGGCUGGUGAAUUCCGCUGCUCACAUCUGGGGCAACAAGCCAUUCGACGAUACGAUCAGCGCUACGGACAACAUUCGCGUGGCCAUGGGGGCAUUUGGGGAGGGUUGGCACAACUACCACCACGUGUUUCCCUGGGACUACAAAGCAGCGGAACUGGGUAACUACCGCGCCAACUUUACCACGGCGUUCAUCGAUUUCUUCGCCCGAAUCGGCUGGGCGUACGAUCUCAAGACCGUGCCCACGACGAUGGUCGAGAAGCGAGCGGCGCGCACCGGGGAUGGCUCUCGGAUUGCGCAAAUUUCGCCGAAUCACCACCACGAAAAUGCUAUUUGGGGAUGGGGCGACAGGGACAUGCGACAAGAGGACAUCGACUUUGCCGAGGUCAUCAACAAGUCUGACUGA
This is a messenger RNA of Copidosoma floridanum, 1116 nucleotides long. RefSeq names its product acyl-CoA Delta-9 desaturase-like. Gene Ontology annotation, biological process: unsaturated fatty acid biosynthetic process. Gene Ontology annotation, molecular function: iron ion binding; stearoyl-CoA 9-desaturase activity. Gene Ontology annotation, cellular component: endoplasmic reticulum membrane. NCBI's taxonomy places the organism in Eukaryota, Metazoa, Arthropoda, Insecta, Hymenoptera, Encyrtidae. The record is from RefSeq and is a predicted model, not a curated record.